This is a messenger RNA of Hippocampus zosterae (dwarf seahorse), 867 nucleotides long. RefSeq names its product lipid droplet assembly factor 1-like. NCBI's taxonomy places the organism in Eukaryota, Metazoa, Chordata, Actinopteri, Syngnathiformes, Syngnathidae. The record is from RefSeq and is a predicted model, not a curated record. Bases 271 to 720 code for a protein of 149 amino acids. The transcript is spliced from 4 exons.
GGGGAAAUGGAAAGAGAAGGAGGAGGAGAAAGAAGAAGAAAGAGCAUAAGAGGGUGCGCUCCGACUUGAGUGCUCAACAUUCUUUUGUUGUAACUUGCCGUGCUGCUAGUUUUUUAACUUCAGUUGUGUAUGUGACAACUUCGAACAAGUACGUUCAAUCGGUCGUUAUGAGCUUGUUAUAACCUUGAAUUAGCUUCCCCCUCCCAGUGGUGACAGGCAGCAUUGGAAGUUUUUGCUUUGGGAUUUGACAAGUUGCGUUUGUGCGUAGCGAUGCAGCCGAGCGGAAGCGGCGGCAGUGCCACGUGGGAAGGCUUGAGCUCAGUGUCCAAACAAGUCUAUAAUAACCCCAAGGUGAGCCUGCUGAUGAAUUCGCGGGCGGCGCAGUACCUGAGCGACCACCCGGUGGUGGCGCUGGCCGUCAUCUUCUUCUGCGCCUCGGCUGCUGUGCCCGUUGCACUCUUUGUGCUUUUUGCUGUGGUCACCAUCAUCAUGUCAGCUAUCGGCUUUCUUUUCUUUGAAGGCUUCCUGCUGUUUGUUGGCGCCUUGAGUCUGCUGUGCACCCUGACGGGCUUGGCCUUCUUCUCCGUUGUGGCGUCGUCUGUGAUGGCCGCCUUUUACCUCGCCAUCUCCAACAUCCUCAACUUCUAUUACCCACACUUAAUGGAGAAAGAGCACGGGAAGGAUAACGAGGACGAUAUGACGCAAAACACAACAGAAUAACAUUGCCACCGUGAAUGAUGUUUUUAAUAAAUUCUUGAUGAAAACCUUUAAUGCAGUUUUUUUUGUUGCAGUUUUAUUUUUGUCCUCUAUAGUCAGGAUACAAAAAGGUCAAACCAUGAAGAUGAAAUAAAAAAAGCAUCAAAUUGA